Messenger RNA from Hyalella azteca, 2054 nucleotides. Its product is annotated as luciferin sulfotransferase-like. Gene Ontology annotation, biological process: sulfation. Gene Ontology annotation, cellular component: cytoplasm. The coding region runs from base 204 to 1250 and encodes 348 amino acids. The record is from RefSeq and is a predicted model, not a curated record. The transcript has 8 exons. Gene Ontology annotation, molecular function: sulfotransferase activity. Lineage: Eukaryota; Metazoa; Arthropoda; Malacostraca; Amphipoda; Hyalellidae.
GAUUAUAAAGGUAUUUUGUAUGUGUUACCCUGAGAGAAGAAAGUAUUUGUACUUUUGAGGAGGACAUUCAUACCGUAUCUCUAGGCUGGCAGUUCUCUAUUCAUGUCUGAAAAUCUAACUUUUCGUUAUAGAUGAAAAACAGAUUUUUUAAUUAACUAAAUUGUUUAUAAGGAGCACAAACUUAACAUCUCUCAUUCGACAAAAUGGCUGAAACUGAGGAUGAGAACUCGACUCCUGUUACCGAAAUGGAGUUCAAGGAUUACUCAGGACCGGAGUUGGAGUCUCUCCAGAAAUACCUACCCGUGUACCAGCAGCUGGUUGAGGUGGUACCAAGCAGUACCCUCAUGCCAGCCACCUACAAGAAGUACCAUGAUCAGUACCAGAGAUUCCAGUCGCGACCUACCGACGUUUGGAUCGCAUCACAUCCUAAAGCAGGUACGACAUGGACACAAGAGAUGGUGUGGUGCUUGCUCUACACUCUACAGUCGCCUCGUCUUACAGAACUCCUACCAGCCCGCUCACCGUUCUUCGAGUGGGACUCCCUUUUCCCGGACUGGCACUCCAUGGAGCACCUGCCUGACGACGACGUCAACAAGACGGGCGUCAUGUGGGACAUCCUGACGAAGACCUUACCAGACCCUCGCAACAUCAAGACUCACGUCCACUGGGCCCUGCUGCCGCCCUCUGUACACGCCUCGAAGGCCAAGAUCGUGUACGUGUGUCGUGACCCCCGUGAUCUCUGUGUCUCGUAUUACUACCACCAUAUUAAGCUCGAGGGCUACACCGGCGACUUCGAUACCUUCGUCAAGAUAUUCCUUGCCGACGCACUGCCUUGGGGUCCAUUCUGGAGCAACGUGCUGAGCUACUGGCAGCGCAGGCACCAGCCCAACGUAUUCUUCUUCACAUUCGAACAACUCAAGAAGGACUUGCCCGGCACUCUGCUCCGACUUGCCGAGUUUCUGGGCAUCAAGAGAGGAGGGUCAGAGGGCGCCCUAGGGGCUUCAGAGCUGGCGGCUCUGACAGAGCAUCUCUCCUUCAGCAGCAUGAGCACCAACCCCGCCACCAACAACGAGGUCCUCGCUGCGGCCGCCAUCAACCCAAACACCGCGGGGCAGGUCAAGUUUAUGAGACAAGGCAAGGUUGGCGACCACGCAAGCCACUUGAGCGCUCAACAACUCCAGCAGUUCAAGAAGUGGACGGAGGAGGCGUUGAAAGAUUCAGACUUCCCGUACUAUCGCAAUUACGAGUAACGUUUACUGAAUAAUUCAAUUUUAACCUUAUUAAUGUUAAUGAGUAACCUUGUAGUGCCACCACUGUUGAAAUUAACCGUAUUGUCGUGUGGGGGAUGUGGGUAACUUUGCGACGUUUUCUUUUACUCGUACAGCAUUUGUAGGGUUCGUUGCUACUGUAAAGGUAUAUUUAAAUCAAUUGUUGAUAAGGUAAAAGUAUAAUUGAAUUCAUGACUUAUUAUCAGCAUGAUAGAAAAUGUAACUAAAUUGAUAUAAAUAUUUUUAUUUAAUUACUGAUAUAAUAAAAGUAUAUUUGAAUUCAUGGCUUAGUUUCAGCAUGAUAGAAAAUGUAACUAAAUGGCUAUAAAUAUUUUUUAAUUAAUUACUGCGUUAAUAAAAGUAUAUUUAAAGUCAUGACUUAUUACUAGCAUAACAGGUAACUAGAGAUUUAAAAAUAUUACUUAUAUAAUUGCUGAGAUAAUAAAAGUAUAUAUGAAUUCAUGACUUAUUAAUAACUUGACACAAAGUGUGACUCAGGGCUCAUCUAUUAUCGUCGUUGAUAUUUCUUAUAAUGGAAAUUACCAGCGAGUUUAGGUUCGUUUCGAAAUCUAUCUAUGUAUUAAUAUAGAAAUAGUAAUGUGACAAGACAGAACUCGACACUUUACACUAAUUUGUAUCCUAUGACACAAAUUGGCCCAAAGCUGCUACUAAAUAAAAAAGUAUUACCUAUUAACUCAUUGGAAAAAUUUCGUACUAAUUUAUAACAAUAAGAGCAUUUCUAUAAUUAACACAAAUAUCGAAUGGUUCUUUGUCUCAGAAUUAACU